GCGCGUGUAUUUGUCCCCAUCCAGCGGCGCUUGCAUGAAGUCGCUUAGCCUGUGCUUGUCGUGGAGUUGGGCUCCACCAAGUUUUCACGCGUGCGUUUUGGCCAGUGGGAUCCUACGAGAUGGCAACUCGUUGGGGCAUCUGCAGCGCUGGAAAGAUCAGUCAUGACUUCACGGUGGCACUGAGGACCUUGCCUGCCGGUGAACAUCAGGUGGUUGCUGUAGCUGCUCGAGACCUGAUCCACGCUCAGGCAUUUGCAGCAAAACAUGGCAUCCCACGAGCCUACGGAAGUUAUGAAGAGCUAGCCCAAGAUACUGAGAUAGAUGUAGUCUAUGUGGGCACUAUCCACCCUCAUCACCUGGGUGUGGGCAGGAUCUUCAUGAACGCCCAUAAGAAUGUGCUGAUUGAGAAGCCCCUCGGUAUGAAUGCAGGAGAGGUGUCAGAGCUUAUUUCCACCGCCAAGAAAAACAAAGUCUUCAUGAUGGAAGCCCUGUGGACACGGUUCUUUCCUGUGUCGGUGGAGAUCCGGCAGCGUCUGGCCCGGGGGGAGGUGGGGGAGGUGCAGCUAGUGCGAGCUGACCUGGGUGCCCCCCUCACACACAUCCCUCGCCUGGCAGAGAGAGAACUGGGUGGAGGGGCCGUUCUGGAUUUGGGAGUCUACUGUCUGCAGUUCGUCUUCAUGGUGUUCAACGGGGAGAAGCCAGAGUCUGUCUAUGCCACUGGAUCCUGUCUGGAUACAGGAGUUGAUGGAACCUUGGUGAUUGUUCUGAAGUUUUCUGGAAAGAGGAUGGCUGUGUGUACUUGCUCUAUCACCAUGAUGCUGACCAAUGAUGCUGUUAUAGUCGGCUCUAAGGGUACCAUCAAAGUACCGGACCACAUGUGGUGCCCCACUGCACUGGAAGUUAACGGGGUAAUAAGCAAGCAUCCCCUCCCGGAACCCUCAAUGCCUCUUAACUUCAUCAACAGCACAGGCCUACGCUACGAGGCCCAAGAAGUACGCCAGUGUCUGCUCCAAGGCUUUAAAGAGUGCCCUGUGAUGUCGUGGUCAGACUCCAGCCUCCUGGCAGAGGUGAUGGAUGAGGCCAGAAGAGCAGUGACAUGACUGACAGGUGGAACGAAGGCCAACGAGCACUAGACACCCUCACCCCAUCCACUGUUCAAUUAAAAUCAUUUUUGCUCCAUUUUACCUCUGUUCAUAGAGCAUUGUAGUCUUAUUGGUGAAAUGUAUCAUGUUUGAUGUUGAUGGUAAAAUGGUUAUUGAUCUUAA
This is a messenger RNA of Clupea harengus (Atlantic herring), 1265 nucleotides long. Its product is annotated as trans-1,2-dihydrobenzene-1,2-diol dehydrogenase-like. Lineage: Eukaryota; Metazoa; Chordata; Actinopteri; Clupeiformes; Clupeidae. The record is from RefSeq and is a predicted model, not a curated record. Gene Ontology annotation, molecular function: nucleotide binding.